AUGGCCGCGAAUUUGACUUACCCAGGAAAGAAAUAUGUAGUUGACGAAUCCUUCGACCUCGGGGACGAAAUGCAGCUGCUGGAUGGAUGCCCGAAGUCCAUGCCGAGCAGUGAAAGUCACGACAUGAACACAGCACCACUCAUGAUGAGAGACGCGUACAUGCUUGGCGUUGGUAACAAUAAUACCACGCAAUACGGCGUCCUGGGCAAAACGCUCACUGUUGGUAGUCCGAAUGGCUACGAAUCGUUCCAAGACAGCCGGCUAUACGUCAACACUAAUGCUCCCUUCUCCGCUGUCGUGUGCGGUGUCCAGGGCUCCGGAAAGUCGCAUACCGUGUCAGUCAUGCUAGAGAAUAUGUUCAUUUCGGGCGUCGGUGUCAUUGGAAAACUACAUAAACCUCUGUCUGGCCUGGUCCUUCAUUACGGAGAAGGCGGCACCGGCGGGCGACCGUGCGAGGUGGCCUGGCUUGGGGUGACGAAGUUCAGGACCGUCAAGCCGCCGCCAGUCAAGGUAUACGUAUCCCCAUCAUCUCUCAACACUAUGCGCAAAGUAUACGCACCAUUCGGCGGUCAAGUGCAAGUAGUGCCUUUAUGUUUCACGGAAGCGGAGCUCGAUGCAGACGCUUUCCUGUCAAUGAUGGCGGUGGGCAGUUCGGGCGGGGCCCCGCUUUACAUUCAAAUCAUACUUUCCAUCCUUCGCGAUUUAGGAGAGAAGUUCACGUAUUCCGCCUUCCAAACCGAGCUCAACACUCGCAAGCGCACUUUCAAUCCGGCGCAGGUAGCCGGGGUGGAACAACGGAUGUCCUUGCUGAAAGCAUUCAUGUUCGACAAGAAGAAACACCCGAAACAAACAUCUCGAUUCGUACCAGGCCAAAUCACCAUCAUCGACCUAUCCGACCCCUUCAUGGAUUCCGCGUCGGCUUGCGGACUCUUCGAAAUUCUCGUACGGCUAUUUACGCGCGCGGACGUUGACACGGGCAAGGUGUUGGUCGUGGACGAAGCCCACAAAUACUUGACACCGAGUGCUUCCUCUGGUCUGACUCAGUCACUUCUGGGUCUCGUCCGCCAGCAACGUCAUCUUGCCAUGCGAGUUAUUAUAAGUACACAAGAGCCCACCGCCAUCCCUCCCGUGCUCUUGGAUCUAUGUAUGAUCUCCAUUAUGCAUCGGUUCUCUUCGCCCACCUGGUGGGAACACCUCGUCAAACACGUAUCAGCGGAAAUCUCAGGCGGCGAGGCAUUCGACAAAGUAGUGAUGCUGCAGACGGGUGAAGCGCUCAUCAUAGCCCCUUCUGCGUUGGGGUGCUUCGAAGAGGACGGGCCGUCGGGUCCGAGCAUGCCGGUUAGUCGUCUGGGACGACGUUACAUGAUCAUGAAGACUCGUGCGCGGGUGACUGCAGAUGGGGGAGCGUCUUUGCUUGUCGUAUAG
Messenger RNA from Pleurotus ostreatus (oyster mushroom), 1425 nucleotides. RefSeq lists its product as uncharacterized. The transcript is spliced from 8 exons. The record is from RefSeq and is a predicted model, not a curated record. NCBI's taxonomy places the organism in Eukaryota, Fungi, Basidiomycota, Agaricomycetes, Agaricales, Pleurotaceae. Bases 1 to 1425 code for a protein of 474 amino acids.